This is a messenger RNA of Mizuhopecten yessoensis (Yesso scallop), 2209 nucleotides long. RefSeq lists its product as uncharacterized. The transcript is spliced from 3 exons. The record is from RefSeq and is a predicted model, not a curated record. NCBI's taxonomy places the organism in Eukaryota, Metazoa, Mollusca, Bivalvia, Pectinida, Pectinidae. The coding region runs from base 51 to 875 and encodes 274 amino acids.
CAUUGAACUACCGACAACCAGGAAGUUGCAAUCGAACAUACCUAACCAAGAUGGCGAAAUUGUUGAAUGUGCUGUUGUUUAUCGGCUCGGUGGUAUUGAUACUAAAAAUCGCAGUCGUGGUUUACGUGCCGAAUCUAAUCAGCUACACACUAUGCAUAUCGAUGACUGAUUUGAACAAACUCAUGGGUAGUAUGGCAUCCAUGUCAGGAACACAGAUGAGCUUACCUGCAACGGUCGAAUCGAACAGCUCACCGUGUGAUUUUCAAGUGAGUGUGUCACUUGGAAUUUGGCGCUGUUGGAUGGAAUCAACAGCCCCAAAGGAAGUCGCAUGGGGAGGUUUCUACUCAACGCUUGGGGAUGACAUUAAAUACGGAUUUCAGCUGAUGACACCUAUGUUAGACAAGAUGGGUGUCGGUAAAAUGUUGUUUGGAGACAAAGCAGGAGACGCCCUUACAGAUCUAGUGGGGACUGUGGCCCUUCGUUUCGAGAUACAAGUGACUCUGGCUUUGGUGUUUGCCGUCAUCGCACUUAAGACGUCAUCUGUAAGCAUGCGUGAGAAAGAAGGGCUGAUGGAACCACUGAUCGUCACCUGUUCAGCUCUGAGUCACUUGGUCGCAGCCAUACUGCUGGGCGUCACACUAGGUGCAUAUGCGCAACAACUGCAUCAGAUGUCGCGUUUGGGAGACAUAUAUACCAUGAUGAAGGUAACGGAUCAAGGCUACGGAUUUCUGGUGUUGGGUUUUGUAGCAGUGCUUGUCUCCAUCUUACUCGCAGUGACACAUCUGCUGGUGUUGGUCUCCAAUCUGAAGAAGCAAGAGGAGAGAAAGCCGGAUGUGGAGUACAACCUUCUUGUGCAAAAUGAGGACUCGCCCUGAAUGCUGCUUGUGAACUGUAUGCUAUAUACAUAAUGUUAAUUUGAAGUGCAGAAAUCGUAAUCGAAUGUAAACGUCAAUAUUUUUAGUUUGCUGUUAAACUGCUAAACUACGUUAACACAAAUAUAGAUAGAUUUGCAUGGCAUCGUAUUCGGAUAAUCCAGUUAUUAUGAAUAAACGUUUUAGCUUACAAAAUGUACCAUGGUUGAAAGCUAUAUAGGUUUUAUAGAAUCGUCCCCUACAUUGAAGAUUUGACAGAGAAAUAUCCUACCCUUUGGAUGAACAUUUGGUGAUCCAACUCUCGGCUAAAGGGAUACACAACCAAAUCGUCAUCCCGAGGGUUGAACAUUUCUCUGUUCUACCUUCAAGAUAUGUUAGACUUAUUUUUUAUUCUAUUAUAUUUCCUACUUAUGGUAUGACCUCUUGCCGUGGUAUGAUUACCGACAUUUAAGUAUAGUUUGCUGAAUUUGAUGGUUUUAUUUAGGUAUAUUUCUACAUUUAAUGUCCAGCUAUUAUAAUUUGAAGUUUUUACUUUUAGUAUAACGAGACGGUGAUGUCCUUUUUACAUGGUAUAUUUAUUGCUAAAUUGGUUCAGUAUUGAACAAAAUAAAUGUCUGCUACAAGAUGGUUACCGCACAUCUUGAUAAACUAAUUUGGAAUUAAUUUACAUAUGUGUCACGAAGCAUACACCUGGGCCCGUAUUCAUGAAACCGUUCUCAUGCUCAUGCACAGAUUCUGUGCUCAAGCUUUGAAAAAAGUUUCAUGAAUACAGGCCCUAAUAACAGUUUAUUACUCUGAAUUGAAACUUUAAUAUGUCUAUUAACAUUUUCGAAAUAAUUGCAUAUUGAAUAACACUCCGUGUAUUGUAUUCCAUGCUUGUAUUAACACCACAUGUAGACUCAAUAUGUUGCUUACUUAUCAAUGCUUUCGGUUUAACUCAUUCACCCCUGAAGUUUUAUAAUUAACUAUUCCAACCUUUGAAUUAGAAGAAAUCAAAUCUUCCUUCAUGGGUGAAUGAGUUAAUAAGAAUUUUGUGUAAUUUUGUUUCUACAUUUAUGUACAUGUGCGCAUCAUGAUAAAAGAGAAUCUGAAACGUGUUUCAAUGUUUAUUGACAAUUAUAAGCUCACUAAAGUAACUAUUAUCAAAACGAUGCUGUGGAAACUCGUUUGGGUAUCUCUGUUAUGUCUAAAUGUCUUUACAUAAUUAUACUGUAUUCACCUUUAGAUAAAACUUAAAUGUACAUAACAUGUAUCGCAUUUGGCUGUUUGUUAAUUUGUACGAUUUACCACUAACCUAUGCAUUUCGUGUUUUUUCAAUAAAGAUAACACCAAUUUAA